Molecule: messenger RNA, 1253 nt
Organism: Arabidopsis lyrata subsp. lyrata
Lineage: Eukaryota; Viridiplantae; Streptophyta; Magnoliopsida; Brassicales; Brassicaceae
Product: serine/Arginine-related protein 53
Exons: 6
Coding region: 82-1044 (320 amino acids)
Biological process (GO): alternative mRNA splicing, via spliceosome
Cellular component (GO): nucleus; cytoplasm
Source: RefSeq, a predicted model, not a curated record
CAAAUGAAAACAUUGGAUUUAUAAGAUGGUUCGUUUAGAAAAAACCAUCGAGACAAGCGAAGAGAGAAACGGCGCUAAGUAAUGGAGGAGGAAAAAGCGGCAGCUUACUACGACGAGCUCACUCGUAAAGGAGAAGGAGCUGCUCGUUUCAAGCAAGGUCUCGGCUUCUCCACCGGAGCCAACGGCGUUCCGGAGAGAGGAUCGGCGAUUGCAUCGUCGUCUUCGUUUCUCAACCAGUUCGUCAAGGCUACUAAAUCCACUGAUAACAAGGAUUCCGAGAUCCGAUCCAUCAGAGAUAAAUUGAAGAAGAAUAAACCUGAAGAUCAGCAACAUCAUAGGGCUCCGGAGAGUAGGUACAGAGAAUCGAGUGAACGGCGUCGUUACCGGAGUAGAGAGAGGGAUGAGAGAGAUAAAAGCCAUAGAAGGAGAAGCAGGAGUUCAGAGAGACGUAGUAGGUAUGGGGAUAGGGAGAGACGGAGAAGCAGGAGUAGGAGUGUAGAGAGGCGUAAUAGGUAUGGGGAUAGAGAGAGUCGGAGGAGCAAUAGAUCGUCGCCGAGGAGAGAAGAUGUUAAGGAGAAGAAGAUUGAUUACUCGCGGUUAAUUAACGGCUACGAUGAGCUGUCAGCUGCUGAAAAAGUGAAGGCCAAGAUGAAGCUCCAGCUUGAUGAAACCGCUGAGCAAGAUACCAGUAAGGGUGCAGGAUGGGAAAGAUUUGAAUUCGACAAAGAUGCUCCAGUUGAUGAUGAGGAAGUAGAAGAAGGUACUGAUGACGACGCUGCCUUAGUCAAGCGCAUGGGACAGAGUUUUAGGUUUUCUGCCAUCGAGGCGAAACGGGAAGAGCAACUAAAAGCCGCCCAUGAUGAGGCCAUGUUUGGUGCACCAGCAGGCCAAACUCCUACAAAUAACACCGACGAUAAUGUUACAGAUACAACUUAUGUAAAGGACGAUGAAGGAGAAAGCAACAGCGGCGCGAUAAGUCUUCUUAGCGAGAAGGUGAUUGCAAAACAACAAGGAUCUUGGCGUGACAGAGCUCGCAAGUCAUGAAAAUCCUAUACAUUCAUAAUGAAAGUCGAGAUUAAUGGAGUUUAUAAUUUUAUAUAGUUGGUCCUUCCUAAGUGUUUUGACAACUUUUUGUUUGUAUAUUAGACAUCAGAUUUUUUCUGGCAUUAUUAUGAGGCUCAUUACACUAUUCAUGGAAAUCAGAAUUGCUAGGUUGAAGCCUUAAAUUGAUUUCAACGGGAUAUUUUUAGUUC